Messenger RNA from Drosophila nasuta, 804 nucleotides. It is a transcript of the gene RpL18A, whose product is annotated as ribosomal protein L18A. Bases 120 to 653 code for a protein of 177 amino acids. Gene Ontology annotation, cellular component: ribosome. Gene Ontology annotation, molecular function: structural constituent of ribosome. Gene Ontology annotation, biological process: translation. Lineage: Eukaryota; Metazoa; Arthropoda; Insecta; Diptera; Drosophilidae. The record is from RefSeq and is a predicted model, not a curated record. The transcript is spliced from 2 exons.
UGUCCAAAAGCAACACUUCCACACACGACUCGAAUACAACACUGCGUGCGCGCUUAGAGUUCAGUGGUAAAGACAAGUUGACAGCUCUUUCCGUUUCCUUUUUCGCGUGAGCCGUCAUCAUGAGAGCCAAGGGAUUGUUGAAGGAGUACGAAGUCGUUGGCCGCAAGCUGCCCAGCGAGAAGGAGCCACAGACGCCUCUGUACAAGAUGCGCAUCUUCGCUCCUGACAACAUUGUUGCCAAAUCCCGUUUCUGGUACUUCUUGCGUCAACUGAAGAAGUUCAAGAAGACCACCGGCGAAAUUGUCUCCCUGAAACAGGUGUACGAGACAUCUCCCAUUAAGAUCAAGAACUUCGGCAUCUGGCUGCGUUACGAUUCUCGGUCUGGCACACACAACAUGUAUCGCGAGUACCGUGACCUGACAGUUGGCGGUGCCGUUACACAGUGCUACCGUGACAUGGGUGCCCGUCAUCGUGCCCGUGCCCACUCCAUUCAAAUCAUCAAGGUGGAGUCGAUUGCUGCUGCCAAGACGCGUCGCGUGCACGUUAAGCAGUUCCACGAUUCCAAGAUCAAGUUCCCAUUGGUCCAGCGUGUCCACCACAAGGGCAACAGGAAGCUGUUCUCGUACAGAAAGCCAAGGACUUACUUCCAGUAAAGAAGUAAAAGAGCGAGUGACACCCACAAACAAAUCAGCUGACGUUAAAGCGCACUACGUGUGUUUUGCUCUAAUUGGUUUUCAAAUUUUUAAGGAACGUCUUUCUAAGUGAUUCUUUCAAUAAAAUGAGUACGUUGAAGAGUAAACCAAA